Zingiber officinale is the source of this 2721-nucleotide messenger RNA. Its product is annotated as probable xyloglucan glycosyltransferase 6. Gene Ontology annotation, molecular function: glycosyltransferase activity. The coding region runs from base 126 to 2204 and encodes 692 amino acids. The record is from RefSeq and is a predicted model, not a curated record. The transcript has 5 exons. Gene Ontology annotation, cellular component: Golgi apparatus. NCBI's taxonomy places the organism in Eukaryota, Viridiplantae, Streptophyta, Magnoliopsida, Zingiberales, Zingiberaceae.
UGAUUUCCUGUUUUGACCCUCCCUGCUGUCGCCCCCAAUUAGAUCGAGGAAGACAGCGAAAGCAGAGGGGAAGAGAGAGAGAGAGAGAGAGAGAGCGAGCGAGCGGGAGAGAUCUCGUCGCUUCGAUGCCUCCUCGGCCUCCCAACUACGAAUUCCAAGAAUGGUGGAACAAGGAGCGGCUCAAGGCUCAGGGCCUUCUCUCCCCCUCCACCCCUCAGCCUUCGACGGCGGGGGACGACGCCUCAGACUCCGUCGCCAUCGAGGUAGGUACGCCUACCACUCCCGCCGCCGCCGGCAAGUCCCGAGGUCGUAGCCCGCGUCAGUUGUCAUGGCUCCUCCUCCUCCGCCUCCACAGCUCUGCCUCCCUCCUCGCCUCCCUUCCCUCCCGUCUCGUAGUCCUCCUCCGCACCGCCGGCCGCCGGAUCUACACAUCCAACUCCAGAACCGCCCCCGCUUCCCGACUCUACCGCCUCAUCCGCGCCUUCCUCGUCGUUGCAAUCCUCCUUCUCGUCCUCGAGCUCGCUGCUUAUUUCAAGGGCUGGCACUUCAGCCCCCCGUCCUAUGCCUCGGCCGAGGCUCUUGAGUUCAUUUAUGCUAACUGGCUCAUGAUCAGGGUCACGUAUCUCGCUCCUCCAGUCCAAACGUUGGCUAACAUAUGCACUGUGCUAUUUCUUAUUCAAUCGGUGGAUCGGGUAGUAUUGACGCUCGGGUGCUUCUACAUUAGACUCCGAGGUUUGAAGCCCGUCGCACAGAUCGAUUAUGGAAAUCAGCGAGAAUUGGAUGGGGGCAAUGCGAUAGAUGUUGAUGAGUAUCCAAAGGUUUUGCUUCAGAUCCCAAUGUGCAAUGAACGGGAGGUUUACCAACAAUCAAUUGCAGCAGUCUGUGCCCAGGACUGGCCUAGGGAGAGAAUGCUUGUUCAAAUAUUAGAUGACUCUGAUGAUGUGGAAGUGCAGCACCUUAUAAACAGUGAAGUGCAAAAAUGGCAACAGAAAGGAGUGUAUAUCAUUUAUCGGCAUCGGCUUAUUCGCACAGGCUAUAAAGCUGGGAACUUAAAAUCAGCUAUGAGUUGUGAUUAUGUGAAGGAUUAUGAAUUUGUUGCAAUAUUUGAUGCAGAUUUUCAGCCGGCACCGGAUUUCUUAAAAAAGACAAUUCCCCAUUUUAAGGGGAAUGCUGAUGUGGCACUCGUGCAAGCUAGAUGGGCCUUUGUUAACAAGGAUGAAAAUCUGCUCACAAGACUACAGAACGUAAAUUUAUCUUUCCAUUUUGAGGUUGAACAACAAGUCAGUGGUAUAUUUCUCAAUUUCUUUGGCUUCAAUGGAACUGCUGGAGUAUGGAGAAUAAAAGCUCUGGAAGAAUCUGGUGGUUGGCUGGAGAGAACCACUGUCGAAGACAUGGAUAUUGCUGUCCGUGCUCACCUUUGUGGUUGGAAAUUUAUUUUUCUCAAUGAUGUCAAGUGUCUCUGUGAACUGCCAGAAUCCUACGAGGCUUAUAAGAAACAGCAACACAGGUGGCAUUCAGGUCCAAUGCAGCUCUUUCGCUUGUGCUUUUCUGACAUACUUCUUGCGAAGGUUAGUUUCUUUAAGAAGGCUAAUUUGAUUUUCCUUUUCUUCUUGUUGAGGAAGCUGAUCCUGCCAUUUUACUCAUUUACACUGUUCUGUAUCAUACUUCCAUUGACCAUGUUCCUUCCAGAAGCUCAUUUGUCUGCUUGGGUUGUCUGUUAUGUCCCUGGUAUAAUGUCUGUUAUCAGCAUACUUCCAGCGCCACGAUCAUUCCCAUUUAUAGUACCAUACCUUCUUUUUGAAAAUACAAUGUCCGUCACCAAAUUUAAUGCCAUGAUAUCUGGACUUUUCAAAUUUGGAAGUUCAUAUGAGUGGAUCGUAACUAAGAAAUUGGGGAGGUCAUCCGAGGCCAAUUUGGUUGCGUAUGCUAAGAACGAUCCUGAGCAAAGUGUAGAAAGUAAUAUUCACAGAGCAUCCUCGGAGUCUGGUCUCGCUGAGUUAAAUAAAUUGGACUUGACCAAUAAGGCACAAAAAGCCAAGAUGAAUCGUAUAUAUCGGAAGGAGCUUGCUCUUGCUAUUAUUUUGUUGACUGCCUCUGUGAGAAGCCUAUUGUCUGCACAGGGGAUUCAUUUCUAUUUCUUAUUGUUCCAAGGAAUCAGUUUCCUUGCCGUUGGGCUAGAUCUCAUCGGGGAGCAGGUAAGCUAAUCCAUGUUGCCUCACUUGCUUCCAGACAAUCAACUUGUCAUCCACAGCCGCCCGGUUUAAGUAACAAAUGCCAUGCCUCCAUUGAGGUCGCUGACUGGUGGAGCAUCUCUUUACUACCAAGAGGUGUCCACAAUGGUACCGAUUCAUUCUUUCAAAGCUCACGUUGUAUACUUCACUCAAAAGCCCUGCUCAAGUCACAACUGGAUCAGAGUGGGUCCUGUGCUUGGUCAGGAAGGUUGUACAAUUCCCAGUAUAUUAUUUAUUAGUCUUUUUUUUUUUCUUCUCUCCAUUUCCUUGUCUGUUAUUAUGAUUCAGAUACAGAUAUGGAGUUCUCAUUUCAUUUUCAUUUUUUUUUUCUCAAUUUGGUUUUUGUAUUUUAUUUGGAAAUGACUUAUAUGUACUCAUAUGACACAGGACAAUAGCAAACUAGCAUGUAUUGAGGUAUAGCAGUAAUUGGUUGCUGUAAACUUGAAGAAUUAAGAGUUUGCAAUUACUUUUAUUCUUGUUUAAUAUUCCA